AUGAUCCAGUUGACAUUACCUCGUACAUUAGCGAUCAUUACUGCCAUUGUUAAUCAGUCCAUCAAAACAGGCGUUUUCCCUGACAUUUGGAAAAGAGCUCUGGUCAAACCAAUACCAAAGAAAAGCAAUCCGAAGGAGUUAAAGGAUCUCCGUCCCAUUAGUAUUCUUCCCUUUAUGUCUAAGAUAGUUGAAAAAGUUGUAUCUCAGCAACUUUUGGAGUUUCUGAAUGUCAACAACAUCUUACCUCAAAAACAGUCUGGUUUCAGAAACGGUCAUAGCACGGCUACUGCUUUAUUAGAUGUAGUGGAUGACGUACUAUCGGAAGCUGAUUCUGGAAAUGGAACAAUAUUGGUACUGCUGGACUUUUCCCGUGCUUUUGACACAAUAAACCACGAUUUGCUUAUGUCAAAACUCUCAUAUUAUGGAUUUGAUAGUAUCACAUUAAAAUGGUUUUCAAGUUUUUUGUACAGACGCUCUCAAAGAGUUGAAGUAAUUAGCAAAACAAAUACUAAAAGACUCUCAGAUAUUUCAAUUGUCAGUCAAGGUGUACCACAGGGUUCAAUACUGGGUCCACUCCUUUUUAUUCUGUAUAGUGCAGAUAUCGCUUCAUGCAUUAAAUAUUGCAAAUUUCAUGCUUAUGCUGAUGACUUUACAGCUUUACUAUUCUUUUAG
This is a messenger RNA of Parnassius mnemosyne (clouded apollo), 672 nucleotides long. Lineage: Eukaryota; Metazoa; Arthropoda; Insecta; Lepidoptera; Papilionidae. The record is from the annotation of a GenBank genome assembly.